ACAUCAACAUAUUCUCACGAAGUCUAAAAAUCGACACACAAAGUAAUGUGCAGAAAAGCAAUUUAUACUACUAUGUUGCGCACUACGAGCUAAGCGAGUGGUGACUAUAAAUAAAUCUGUUGCAUGUUUGAAGAUAAGAGCGUUGCUACAAAAUUUGGGAUUGAUUAUGGAAUGCAUGGAUAUAUCUAUUGAAAACGAUCUUUCGGGAAAUGGAUCUGCCAUGAACGUUGACGAAAUAAUGAGCGUUUCUCUAUUACCCGAUAAUAAUUACUUCAAUCGGAUCGACGACUCGAUUGGUGAAGUUUCAAACGAAGGAAAUGUUUCGAGACGAGAAGUGACUAGAGUGCUAAAUGCUAGUUAUCACAAUAACACUGAAUGUUUUGAUGGAAAGGAAAAUCGGAUUAAUGAUAAUUGUAACGAAACAUUGUUGGAAUUUCCUUCUGCUACAAAGGAACAAAGCCUGGAGAAGUUUCCGUCAUCAUCGUUCGAGGCAACCCAUAACAAUACUUCCAACGCGCCCUUUUCAGAAGAAGAGCUGUUCACACCCGCUGAUAACUAUAUCUUUUCUUCGGCCGAUUUCGAUUGUUUAUUGUCCAGAGGAUCUACACCGGCGACGGCUGCAUUAGCAUCGACAACACCGCACACUUCAUUGGAAUUGCCAAGAAAUUCCGUGCUGACCAUCUUUGACCCUCUUUUGCGGAGACAAAUCAGCGUACCGGCAGAAAACAGUUUUACAGAUAGUGUUGAAACAUCGUCUGCUUCUAUUGCGUUACCAGAAUUUGCACAAAAGCAGCAAGGUCACACACCAUUCGUUGAUGUAUUGCCUACAUCACUGAAUACAAAUGUCGAAAAGAUUAUUGAUCAACACAAUGAGCAUUGUUUUCAGGAUACUACACCACAGGUUCCUUCAUGCUUAAAAAAACAAAAAUGUGCGAAUGAUCUGGAGAAAACAGAAUUUCAAAUCGACGAAACAAACUUUGAAAAAUUGUCUAAAAAGUGCGCGAUAAACAAAUCAGUUAAUGAACCGGAGGACAUUCUUGUGAAUUUAGAUUUCAAACAUAUGAAUGACACGGUUUCGAUAAGAAAUACCAGUGCACAACAUCCACCGAUUUCUGAUACGCUACAACAAAGAGGCGGUGACGAGCUAGAAAACAUUCUCCAAGCCCCGUCAUUUUCCGAUUCUAACGAAAAGACAGUUCUAGACAACUCACAUGCCCUUGAGCAAAUAAACAGCGACGUAGUGGCCAAUAUUCUGGGGCAAGGUGUCGUAGGUGUCAGAGAAGAGCAAGAAGACAAGCUUCGACGCCCUACAACAUCCAACGCACUCCUGAAGGAAAGCUGUCUGGAAACAAGUAAGAUUUCGCAGUCUGAACUGCCUAAACCGCAUCAGCGAAGUGACACGACUAGUGUCGCUCUGCCUAAUUCUCUGGAACCGUGUGAGUCUAGAGGUGAGCGUAACCACAUUGAUGAUCAACAGACAUUGAGUCGGGAAUCUGCUGAAAAUCAACUAAAAUACUUCGAAACUGUUUCUAGUUUCAUUGACUUUCCAAACUUUUGUGGACAGGGAAGCAAUGAUUUGAUUUGUACGAGUCACACAUUUGCCGAGCCAAUACAAGAAAUAAGAAACAAUAAAACAGAUACUAUGAGCGACGAUCAAAUGGUUCAAAACGAGAACGACGCUGGUGACAUUGAGAAAAAUCCUAAAACUGACAACCAUGUGGCAGAAAUGGAGAAAAAAAUGCACGACGUUGAGCUAAGGGAAGAGAGUAUGCUCAAAAGGAUCACUGAAAAAGAUAAAACGAUUUGCAAAAUGAGCAAUGUAGUCGAGGCAUACGAACGUACCAUCGCGGAAUUGAUUUCAGAAAAGGAGACUCUAAUUCGAACCCACGAACUGGAAUGUGAAAGCCUAAAACAGGAUAAUGAUAUAAAUACACAGCACAUGGAAUCUCUUGAAAAAACAUUCUCCAAUUUGUACGCUAAGUAUGAGCGAAUGAAGAAAAACGCUAUUGAGUAUAAGGAACGGGAAGAGAAGCUGUUGAACAAAGUCAUGAAGUUAGAAGAAUGUUUAAGAGCCCAGGAACAACGAUACGAAAAGAUGAAAAGUCACGCUAUGAGUCAACUAGAGAUUGCCAAUACCAAAAUAGACGAAGCAAAUCGCAAUCAUUCCCAGGAAUCGGCCAAACUAAAGGCACUGAUAAAAAAAGAGGAACUUUACCGAAUUUCGAUCAAUGAACAAUUAAUUCAAAAGUCGAAGGAGAAUGAAGAAUUAGUUAAAAUAUGCGAUGAGCUCAUCAGCGAUACGAAUUGAGUUUAUUGUGAUUGUCCAUUGCACUUUCUAUACACAAUUUUCUCUAUCGUUUUUGAUAUUAUAAUUGAAACCCUUUAUUAGUUGCUUGUAGAGAAAUAUUUCUCAUUUUGCGCCACGUAUGUCAAAAAGAAUGUGUGCGCAUGAGAUAAACUAUCUUCUGAGUGUUCUCUAUUCAUAAUUCAUGCUUAUUGUCAUAUGUACCCAACAAAUUUACUUAUUCUGAGGCUUUUUUUAUAAGAACCUGUCGUAGUUCGUGUGAGCCAUAUAUCUUUUCAUACUUUCUCAUUACAACAAGACAUGUUAUCCGAAACCGUAAUCUCACAUAGAUUGGAGGACAUUACAAAUGUUGGAUCUUUUAGCGAUACCGAUAAUAUCAUGGAAUAAAUUCGUAUGAAGAAAUGCUUUGAUGUAUAGAUAACUGUAACCAUACAUUCUGCAAAUACACCGUGCAAUUUGAUUUACUAAGGACUGUA
Messenger RNA from Anopheles bellator, 2781 nucleotides. RefSeq lists its product as uncharacterized. NCBI's taxonomy places the organism in Eukaryota, Metazoa, Arthropoda, Insecta, Diptera, Culicidae. Gene Ontology annotation, biological process: cell population proliferation; cerebral cortex development; mitotic spindle organization. The transcript is spliced from 11 exons. The coding region runs from base 167 to 2308 and encodes 713 amino acids. Gene Ontology annotation, cellular component: cytoplasm. The record is from RefSeq and is a predicted model, not a curated record.